AAACACGUGGGUCACGUUCGCAUCAGAUAACGGCGUAUGAAUACAUGAGAGACAAUCACUGAGAAAGGACGAAAAAAAAAAAAAGUUAAACUAAUUAAUUAUUCACGGUCAUUGCGUUGCAACCAAUUAGGUAUUAGAGAGGGAACAAUGAUUAAGCUGCUCUGGAUUCUGUUUGUAACAGGUUUUAUAGGCAAGCUGGUCCAAGCUGGACUGGUCACAGGAAGGACUCAUUGUGGUCCUAAUGAUGUUUCUCCGUUAACCAGAGUCAACACUACCGGCAGACUAAAUGAUUUCAGAGCCAGUUUAUCUUCCAUAGGCAGAUACACCAAACCGAUUUCUGCCUUCAUAGUAGGCUCGGGAGACGCCCAUGACAGCGAAUACCCGGGCCAGUAUGACAAAAGAAGAGCCUACAUAUCAGGCUUUGAUGGUUCCGCAGGUACAGCAGUUAUAACGAUGACCAAAGCUGCCCUUUGGACUGAUGGAAGAUAUUUCCUGGAAGCUGAUGAAACACUAGAUUGUAACUGGAGUCUUAUGAAAUCAGGGAUUCCUGGGACGCCUACAGUGGCAGAGUGGCUUAACUCUGAAAUGCAGGGUGAAGGAGAUUAUGUAGGUGUUGACAAAACACUCAUCACAGAAGAUGAGUUUCAAAGUUUGAAAAAAACUCUGGCAACGUUACCAAAAAAGGCAGUCCUGACUUUGAUGGACCAGAACCCAGUGGAUAUGAUUUGGAGAGAGGGAAGACCACCAAGACCAACAAAUCCAAUCAAUGUUCUGGAUCUUAAAUUUGCAGGAGUCAGAUGGCAUGACAAAGUAACAACCUUGAGGUCAAACCUGACAUCUCGUGGUGCAGGGGCUUUUGUGGUCACAGCCCUGGAUGAGAUUGCCUGGUUGUUUAAUCUGAGAGGGUCUGACAUAGACUACAACCCUUUCUUUUUGGCUUACUCCAUUGUGGAGUCAUCCAAAAUCAGGCUGUAUAUACUGGACAAAGAAAGGCGGCUAGCAGCCAAUCCCGUGGACAAAGAGAGUCAGACUAAAUUGUACCAACACUUGGGAACAAGUAUGUCAGGACAGUGUAAUGGUACAACCUCAGAUCUUUGUGUGCAGAUACUGGACUACAACCAAACUAAGGUGGAAGAAGAUUUACAAGAGUUAUCAAAUAAAACAAAGGUAUGGGUGACACCGCAGACCAAUGCAGGCAUCUUACUCUCUGUACAGAGCAAUCACACAGUCGAGUCAUCCCCCAUUGCUAUUGCUAAGUCCAUCAAAAAUCCGAUAGAGAGAAAUGGAAUGAAGAAUUCACAUAACAGAGAUUCUGCAGAACUUGUCAGAUUUCUUGCCUUCAUGGAAAAAGAAAUAACUUCUGGCAAAUACUGGACUGAAGUCACAGCCUCAGAAAACCUGAAGCAACGCAGAUUGUCACUUCAAUACAAUCGAGGACUUAGUUUUGAGACUAUAGCUGGCUUUGGUAGCAAUGGGGCCAUCAUACAUUACCGUCCGUCUAACACUACAGAUAAAGUGAUUUCAGGGAAGAGUUUGUUCCUGUUGGACUCUGGCGGGCAAUAUUUGGAUGGGACAACAGAUGUAACAAGAACAAUGCAUUAUGGGAACCCUACAGACUAUGAAAAGGAGUGUUAUACUCGUGUUCUGAUGUCAGCUAUCAAUCUAGCUCUGACCAAAUGGCCAAGUGGUUUACUGGGCCGAGAGAUUGAUGUGAUUGCUCGUCAUCAGCUCUGGGAUGUUGGUCUAGAAUACAAGCAUGGUACAGGUCAUGGGAUUGGAGCUUAUCUUAGUGUGCAUGAAGGACCAGGAAGAAUAUCUUACAUGAGCAAGUCUAAAUAUGAACAGCCACUCAAGGCGUACCAGUAUUAUUCUGAUGAACCAGGCUACUAUGAAGAUGGUCAAUUUGGCAUCAGACUUGAGACAAUAGUAACUGUUGUUCCAUUUGCACCAAAGUAUAGCACAGCUGCUCAAGACUUCCUCCAGUUUGAGCCAGUCACAUUUGUUCCUUUUGAACCAAACCUGAUUGACUAUUCCAUAUUGAACAGCAAACAGGUCAGUUGGCUGAAUGAAUACAAUGCAAGAAUUAGGGAAAACAUACUACCCCUUUUGGGAAACGACCAACAGGCCAUUGAAUGGCUCAAUGUGCGGACAAAAGCUAUUCCUUUGGCAUCACGCCAGUCUAGUAAUGCAGCUAACAUUUCGUUAGUGACUGUGAGGAUUCUUUUAAUUACUUUUGCAUUUUCACAGUUGUUUUGUUAAUGCACAACUAAUUUUGUUUUAUUCCUUGCCAGCAAUUGUGUACCUAUUUUGUUAUGACUUUUUUUUAAAAUGUUGACACAACCAAACUCUUCUGUUCUAGUUGUAACUGUCAUAUGUGAACAUUGCAUGAAGUAACUGCAUUGUAAUGUUAUGGCCAUCAACCAUUGUGCAAUGAAUCAAGAUUUUAUCUGGCCCAAUGCAAGUCUUUUUGCUAACUUUAUAGAAAAGGGGUUGACCAGAAUUCUUUUAAAAUAAAAAUAUAAAAUUGAAUUAAGAUGAUUUUGGUCUACUUUUUUAUGAUUUCCUCUAAUAGAUAUGUUUAUUCUGUUAAUUUGUGUUUAUAAAUUGUAUGUCAUAAAGAAAGCAGUUCUGUUUGGGAUACACUUCCCACCAUUCUCUCUCCUAUAAAUGUGUGGCUCAUGACUUGAAGAUAUCAUUGAAGUAGUCAUAACACAUCAUGAAUGGAUCUGAUUAUCAUGUGAUCACAACUAAUUGUAUUUGCUGUUGUAAUAUCUCUAUGUCUAUUAAUAAAAGUAUCUCUCAA
This is a messenger RNA of Biomphalaria glabrata, 2803 nucleotides long. Its product is annotated as xaa-Pro aminopeptidase 1-like. Gene Ontology annotation, molecular function: metalloaminopeptidase activity. Lineage: Eukaryota; Metazoa; Mollusca; Gastropoda; Planorbidae. Bases 148 to 2259 code for a protein of 703 amino acids. The record is from RefSeq and is a predicted model, not a curated record. The transcript has 22 exons.